UUCUUUCUAGAACGGCAACUUAAGCUCUAUUCAUCUUCAAGGUUGGUGGUGAACAUGGAAGCACCACCAGAGGAAGUCUUGGGGUCCAACGACCAGACCCAUAUUGUCAAGGGCAAGCGUACCAAGCGGCAAAGGCUACCUUCCCCUCUUGCCUUCACAAUCAAUAACUCUACAAGCUCAUCAAGUGCAGGAGGAGGAUCAGGAAUUGGAGGUGGAGGACUAGGAGAAGACGACUAUAAUUACUACCCUUCCCCAACCACAAGCUCAACAGAAUUAUUCACUUCUGAUGAGAGUACAGAGGAAGAAGAGGAUAUGGCGAAUUGCCUAAUUCUGCUUGCCCAGGGUCAUGGCCGUGAAAAUCUGAAACAAAUUGAACAGGGUGGCGCCAGUGGCGGCGGCGGUGGUGGUGGUGGUGUCAUGGAGAGAUCUAGUAGCCGAAGGUUUACUGAGGCAACCACAACCAUGGCUGGUAAGGCAGGGUUUUAUGUAUAUGAAUGCAAGACUUGCAAUCGUUGCUUCCCUUCAUUUCAAGCACUUGGUGGGCACAGAGCAAGUCACAAGAAACCCAAGGCCAUGGUUGAAGAGAAAGAGAAUAAUAAGAAAGCUUCGGCAUCACUCUUGGCUUUGUCUCCUGAUGAAGAUGAAGCCCAAUUCAAAACCAAUAGCCCUCAUUCCUUCUCUCUCCAUCAAAUGCCCAACCAUAGCAGUAGCAGCAGCAGGGCUAUGUACAGUAAUAACAAAUCAAAGGUCCAUGAGUGUUCUAUAUGUGGCUCCGAAUUCUCAUCUGGUCAAGCAUUGGGGGGUCACAUGAGACGGCAUAGAAGCGCUGCCGCACCAACUACCACUAACAAUUCAGGUACCUUUGAAUUACGGGACAACAACAAUGAAGAAACCCACAAGCCAAGAAAUGUGUUUCAAUUAGAUCUCAACCUUCCGGCGCCAUCUGAUGAAGACCACCACCACCACCACCGUGAAUCCAAAUUCGCUUUCUCUUCCAAACAACAACAACAACAACAACCACCACCACCACCUCCUCUCAUCUUCUCUGCCUCUGCUUUGGUAGAUUGCCAUUACUAGGCGGGUCCCAAAGAAACGCUGGAAGUGAAAAUUAAGAGAUCUCUCCUGGUUCAUCACUGUGAAUUACAAU
Molecule: messenger RNA, 1147 nt
Organism: Telopea speciosissima
Lineage: Eukaryota; Viridiplantae; Streptophyta; Magnoliopsida; Proteales; Proteaceae
Product: zinc finger protein ZAT5-like
Exons: 1
Coding region: 55-1077 (340 amino acids)
Source: RefSeq, a predicted model, not a curated record